Molecule: messenger RNA, 1902 nt
Organism: Ustilaginoidea virens
Lineage: Eukaryota; Fungi; Ascomycota; Sordariomycetes; Hypocreales; Clavicipitaceae
Exons: 6
Coding region: 1-1902 (633 amino acids)
Biological process (GO): glutaminyl-tRNA aminoacylation; translation
Cellular component (GO): cytoplasm; cytosol
Molecular function (GO): glutamine-tRNA ligase activity; ATP binding
Source: RefSeq, a predicted model, not a curated record
AUGGCGGAGUCAGGAUCAGAACUGCCGGUGGAAGCUAUGGCUCAGCUUCUUCUUGACGAAGAAACUGGCGAAAUGGUUUCCAAAAGAGAACUAAAAAAACGCCAACAAAAACGUGCGAGGAAGACGACAGCCGCAGCCACGCGCGCUGAGAAAGAAAAAAAAAACCCCAAAAAGGAAACCACACAACAGGCCCAGGCGGAUGAAAUACGGACUGACCCUGAAGCCAUGUUUAAACAAGGCUUCCUCGCAGAUAUUUACAAGGAGAUUCCUGCCAAAGAAGUCGUCACUCGUUUCCCGCCUGAACCAAAUGGGUUUCUACACCUUGGCCACGCCAAAGCCAUCUCGAUCGACUUUGGGUUUGCCCGCUACCACGGCGGCAAAACGAUUCUCAGAUUCGACGAUACCAAUCCGGAUGCCGAGGAGCAAGGCUUUGUGGAUUCCAUCAAAGAGACAAUAAGAUGGCUAGGGUACACUCCCCAUGCCAUCACAUACUCGAGCGAUAACUUCCAAAAGCUUUACGAUUAUGCCGAACAAUUGAUCGAGCUUGGAAAGGCUUACGUCUGUCACUGCAACGAUGCGGAGAUCAAACGACAGCGAGGCGGCCACGAAGGCAAGGAGGGCCCUAGAUACAGAUGCGAUCACGCUGAGCAGGACGUAUCGACCAAUAUGGAAAAGUUCCGCAUGAUGCGCGAUGGCAAAUACGAGCCGAGGGCUGCCUUUUUGCGAAUGAAACAAGACAUCACAAACCCAAAUCCGCAGAUGUGGGAUCUUGCGGCGUAUCGUAUUCCCAAGGAUCAGACUCCGCAUCAUCGAACAGGAGAUCAAUGGAAAAUAUACCCAACCUACGAUUUCGCGCACUGUCUCUGCGACAGUUUGGAAGGAAUCACUCACAGUCUGUGCACGUCAGAAUUUGUGUUGUCACGGGAGAGUUAUGAGUGGCUCAACAAGAGCCUCAAAGUCUACGAACCGAAGCAGAGAGAGUUUGGUCGACUGAAUCUCAACGGCACUAUCAUGAGCAAACGAGGACUCGCGGCAUUGGUCGACGAGAAAAUUGUCCGUGGCUGGGAUGAUCCUAGGCUCUACACCCUGAACGCACUCCGUCGUCGGGGUAUUCCUCCUGGUGCAAUUUUGUCCUUUAUCAAUCAACUUGGUGUCACAACUUCGCGAACCUUUAUACAAGUGGCGCGGUUCGAGCAAUCUGUUCGGAAAUACCUGGAAACGACAGUGCCUCGUCUGAUGCUUGUUCUGGAUCCCGUGCCUUUGGUCAUUGAGAACUCGAUCGAUCCUGCAGAUGCCGAAUGCCGUAUUCCGUUUUCGACGAAAGACCCGGAAAUGGGUGGUUAUGCCCAGCGCUUGACGCAGACUAUUUUCAUUGAUCGGGCCGAUUUCCGAGAGACAGACAGCAAAGACUAUUUCCGUCUGGCACCUGGAAAAACAGUAGGGCUCUUUCAAGCACCAUAUCCUGUCAAGGCGGUGAGCUUUACCAAGAACGCGUCGAUGGGCCAAGUCACCGAGAUUCGGGGAAUAUUCGACAAGGACGGCAAGAAGCCCAAGGCAUUUAUCCAUUGGGUGCCGGAGGGUUCUAGAUCAGUGCAAGUCCGGGUGCACAGCCCUCUCUUCAAGUCAGACAACCCGAUGCAAGCCGGAGGCGGGUUCAAAAGUGACAUACGCCCCAAUAGCGAAACGAUAUAUAGCAACUCCCUGAUUUCUACUGGAUUUGACGAAGUGCGCAGAACGGGUCCGUGGCCCAAAGCUUCUAAUAACAGUGAAUCCGAUGCCCCUGAAAGCAUCAGGUUCCAAGCUAUGCGCAUUGGCUACUUUACGGUCGACUCCGAUACUACCGAGGAUCAUGUGAUCCUGAACCGCAUCGUUUCGCUCAAGGAAGACAAUGCCAAGAACUGA